AUGCAGAUAGUAUCAUUCUUAGCACUAUUUUGUUUGGUAGCGUUCCGAACAGUAUAUUGUGAUGUGGCUAUUGUAGCUCCAGUACCUAGCUCUGUUUAUGACUUAUCCAGUUCAAGUCAGGCUACCAUCAAAGUGAAAUGGAUGCAUACAGAUAGCACCCCACAGGAGAAAGACUUUAUCAGAUAUACGUUUACUCUGUGUUCGGGCACCAACGCCAUGAUCGAAGCAAUGGCUACUCUUCAAACACUCACUGCGAGCGAUUUGACGAACAACGAGUUCAAUGCAAUCAUAGAGAACACUGUUGGGACAGACGGUUUUUAUUUUAUACAAGUCUUUGCACAAACAGCUAUUGGUUAUUCCAUUCACUACACCAAUAGGUUUAAACUAAAAGGGAUGAUUGGUGCAAAGGCAGCUAAUCCGAGUAUGAUAACCAUUGCACCGGAAGCACAAACAAGAAUUACCACUGGGGAUCUGGGUGCUACGAUCGAUUCGAAGAGUUUCACCGUUCCCUAUAAUUUACAAACAGGUGUUGUAAAAUAUGCUCCCAUGCAACUUCAACCAGCUACAAAGGUAACGGCAAAGACAUGGAAGAGGAAGUACGCCACCAGUGAGGUAACAUAUUACUACACUCUAAGAAACUCCGUUGACCAACAUACCACUGUAACGCCGGGGUGGUCAUACAUAAUUACAGCAGAUAGUAACUUUGCUACUCCGGCUCCUAUGCCGGCUGAUAAUGGCGGUUGGUAUAAUCCACGCAAGCGACUCUCUUUAACCGCAAGAAAAGUCAAUGCUUUGAGGAACAAAUAA
Saccharomyces paradoxus is the source of this 807-nucleotide messenger RNA. It is a transcript of the gene KNH1, whose product is annotated as Knh1p. Bases 1 to 807 code for a protein of 268 amino acids. Gene Ontology annotation, biological process: fungal-type cell wall organization; cell wall biogenesis; (1->6)-beta-D-glucan biosynthetic process. The transcript has a single exon. The record is from RefSeq and is a predicted model, not a curated record. Gene Ontology annotation, cellular component: extracellular region. Lineage: Eukaryota; Fungi; Ascomycota; Saccharomycetes; Saccharomycetales; Saccharomycetaceae.